Cornus florida is the source of this 1384-nucleotide messenger RNA. Its product is annotated as 3-deoxy-manno-octulosonate cytidylyltransferase, mitochondrial. Gene Ontology annotation, molecular function: 3-deoxy-manno-octulosonate cytidylyltransferase activity. NCBI's taxonomy places the organism in Eukaryota, Viridiplantae, Streptophyta, Magnoliopsida, Cornales, Cornaceae. The record is from RefSeq and is a predicted model, not a curated record. The coding region runs from base 109 to 1011 and encodes 300 amino acids. The transcript has 8 exons. Gene Ontology annotation, cellular component: cytosol.
AGUUUACUCUAGCUGUUCAACGCCACUUGCUCUCUCUCAUAUCUGAUUUCAAGGACAUUCCUCUCUCUCUCGCGCCCAAAAUAUUACUAAUAUAUAGCAAACAUUGAAAUGUCGAUCUGUACUCCAUCGUCUUCGUCUACGUCGUCUGGAUCUUCAACAUCUACCAAGGCAUGGAUUGUGCACGGCCUGGUGGUCGGAGCUGCAGUUGCGGUGGCUCUAGGCUCUCACGCCUACCUUUAUCUCCGCCGAUCUGCGAAGUUUCGGAGCCGUGUCGUUGGAAUUAUACCUGCUCGUUUCGCUUCCUCUCGCUUCCAAGGCAAACCUCUUGUUCAAAUCCUGGGAAAGCCCAUGAUCCAGAGAACAUGGGAAAGAGCAAAACUGGCAUCCACAUUGGAUCGAGUUGUUGUGGCUACGGAUGAUGAAAAGAUUGCUGACUGCUGUCGAGGAUUUGGCGCUGAUGUGAUAAUGACAUCAGAAUCUUGUAGCAAUGGUACUGAGCGCUGCAAUGAAGCACUUCAAAAGCUUGAGAAGAAGUAUGAUGUCGUUGUUAAUAUUCAGGGGGAUGAACCUCUUAUUGAACCUGAAAUAAUAGAUGGUAUUGUCAAAGCACUUCAGGCCGCCCCAGAUGCAGUGUUUAGCACUGCAGUCACGUCUUUGAGACCUGAAGAUGCAUUUGAUACAAAUCGGGUGAAAUGCGUAGUGGAUAAUCAUGGUUAUGCAAUUUAUUUUUCAAGAGGAUUGAUUCCACAUAAUAAGUCAGGGAAGGUCAAUCCCCGCUUCCCAUAUUUGCUUCAUCUUGGGAUCCAGAGCUAUGAUUCAAAGUUCCUCAGGAUAUAUCCGGAGCUGCCUCCUACUCCGUUGCAACUAGAAGAGGACCUGGAACAAUUAAAAGUUCUUGAGAAUGGGUAUAAGAUGAAGGUGAUAAAAGUUGAUCACGAGGCUCACGGUGUUGAUGUCCCAGAAGAUGUUGAGAAGAUAGAAGCUUUUAUGCGUGAGAGAAAUUUGUCUUAGUUGCAAAUGAACCUAGAGAAAGCGAGCCUAGCAUGCACUGGCAAGAAGCAGCUCUCAUUUAAUUUUUACACUUGCUUCAGUGGCAUUCUUCUUCAUCAUCAUCUUCUUCAUCUAGAGGCUAUAGCUUUCUGGCCUGACCAGACGAAACGAUUGAAAGUAGUAUAUAAGUUAAUCAUUUUCCUUUAUUCGAUAGAGUUAAGAGCUUGCAAUGUCUACAAACCACUUUAUGGCCCCUUUUCUUCCUAGUACCAGGCUGUUGAAAUUCAAAGUUUCAUGUACUUUCAUAUUCUGUUCAUCUCUUUUUAUAUAGUUUUGCUGAACUAGAAUGUACUAUUCUUAAUUUGGAAUCAAUGAUCAUGAUAUUUAAUGAGAA